Helianthus annuus (common sunflower) is the source of this 2644-nucleotide messenger RNA. Its product is annotated as mitogen-activated protein kinase 15. Gene Ontology annotation, biological process: intracellular signal transduction; protein phosphorylation. The record is from RefSeq and is a predicted model, not a curated record. Gene Ontology annotation, cellular component: nucleus; cytoplasm. Bases 594 to 2291 code for a protein of 565 amino acids. Gene Ontology annotation, molecular function: ATP binding; MAP kinase activity. The transcript is spliced from 10 exons. Lineage: Eukaryota; Viridiplantae; Streptophyta; Magnoliopsida; Asterales; Asteraceae.
UAACCCAAAUCAAUCUUCUAUCAUUUUCCUUUCUAUUUUUUUCUUUCCUUAAUUUUGGUUGCUUUAUUUUUUCUUUUGUUCUCACAUUUCCACUAUUAUUUCCAUUUCCAAUAUUAUUUCCCCUUCAAUUAUACACACAGAUAUUAUUAUACAUCUUCUAUACAUAAUAAUACGCGUAUCACUCUUUUAAGAUAUUCUAAAUCCCUUAUCUGUCUCCAGAUCCAAAAACUCGUCAAAAAAUUUCAUCUCUUGAACAACAAAAACCCAAAAGGGUUUCUUUGAUCUAUACACACACACACACAUUCAAAAUCACCCUUUUCUACAUAGUUCUUGUUCAUUAGUCAUCAUCGAUCUCUUGUUAUCAUAGAUCUAUUCAUUGAUUUCAUCGGUUCAUAACUAUCUUUUUUGUCCACAAGAUUCUACACGCUUCAAUCUCUUCAUUUAUACCACUAACUCAUCCAAGAAAGUUUCAAUCUUUUCUUGGUGCACCCUUUUCUUGAUUUGUGUUCUUGAUUAGUAGAUCUGUAAUUUAAUCUUUCUGGGGUUGUUGUUUUGUUGGUUGCCUGUAAGGUGUUUGAUGCUUUGCCGCAGUGAUGCAGACUGAUCAGAGAAGAAAGGGAUCUGCGGAGGUGGAUUUUUUCACCGAAUAUGGUGAAGGAAGCCGGUACAAGAUAGAGGAAGUGAUCGGUAAAGGAAGUUACGGAGUUGUGUGCUCUGCAUACGAUACUCAUCUUGGUGAGAAGGUAGCAAUAAAGAAGAUAAACGAUAUAUUCGAACAUGUUUCCGAUGCGACUCGUAUCCUGCGCGAAAUCAAGCUUCUUCGGCUCCUCCGGCAUCCGGACAUUGUAGAAAUCAAGCACAUCUUGUUACCACCUUCCAGAAGAGAAUUCCGAGAUAUAUAUGUCGUGUUUGAGCUUAUGGAGUCUGAUCUGCAUCAGGUUAUCAAGGCUAAUGAUGACUUGACACCAGAACAUUAUCAGUUCUUCCUUUAUCAGCUUCUUAGAGGAUUGAAAUACAUACAUACAGCAAAUGUUUUUCACAGAGAUUUGAAGCCAAAAAAUAUAUUGGCAAAUGCCGACUGCAAACUCAAGAUCUGUGACUUUGGUCUUGCAAGAGUCGCGUUCAACGAUACACCCACUGCAAUAUUCUGGACAGAUUAUGUUGCAACAAGAUGGUACAGGGCUCCGGAAUUGUGCGGAUCAUUUUUCUCUAAGUACACACCGGCUAUAGAUACGUGGAGUAUUGGUUGUAUUUUUGCGGAACUUUUAACCGGAAAGCCACUUUUUCCGGGGAAAAAUGUGGUGCAUCAGUUGGACCUCAUGACUGAUCUUUUGGGGACCCCGUCACCUGAAGCGAUAGCCAGGAUAAGAAAUGAGAAAGCCCGGAGAUACUUAAGCAGCAUGAGGAAGAAAAAACCGAUCCCUUUUUCACAGAAGUUUCCGAAUGCAGAUCCUCUUGCUCUUCGUUUACUAGAAAGAAUGCUUGCGUUUGAGCCUAAAGAUCGUCCUACUGCCGAGGAGGCACUUUCGGAUCCGUAUUUCAAGAAUUUGGCUAAGGUUGAGAGGGAACCUUCUGCUCAACCGGUAACUAAAAUGGAAUUUGAAUUUGAAAGAAGAAGAAUUACGAAAGAUGAUGUUCGCGAAUUGAUUUAUAGAGAAAUUCUUGAAUAUCAUCCCAAAAUGCUGAAAGAAUACUUGGAUGGCGCUGAACCAACUAGCUUCAUGUAUCCAAGUGCUGUUGACCAAUUCAAGAAGCAAUUUGCUCAUCUUGAGGAACAUUAUGGCAAAGGUACAACAGCUGCACCUCUAGAGAGGCAACAAUCUUCAUCAUUACCAAGGGCGUGUGUAUUAUAUCCAAAAGAAACCGCUGCACAAGGUACAGUGGACGUUACAAAUGGUCUAUCGAAAUGCUCAAUAAAAGAAGUUGGGAAGCAGCAAUACAUGACUAACCCAAUGCCAAUGACCAGACUUCCUCUACAAGUUCCUCAAAGCAUCCAAGGAGGAAGUGCUGCGAGGCCUGGCAAAGUAGUUGGUUCCGUCAUGCGUUACAACACCAAUAAUGAAGCUAUUGAACAACAACGAAGGGUCGGCAGGAACAACCCGGUAGCCGCCCCGACCCAAUUCCCACUUCCCGCCUCUUCCUACCCUAGAAGAUCAUCCUCAUCCGCCUGCAAAAACGAUAAAGUAGAAACGACCAUCGAAGUUCCCGGAAACGGGCUACAAUCUAGACCUCCAUACAUUCCAAGAAAAGUUGCUGCUGCUCAAAGCGGGCCGGGUAGUCAGUGGUAUUGAUUUCUGAAACGGGCCUUGGGGUACGCGGUAAGUCAUAAGGGCUUUGCCGGUAAGGAAAUGGACCAUGCUAGCAACCCGAAAGGGUUAAUCGGGAAGCUUUGUUGGUUAGACCGGAUGGGUAUAUUUGUCAUCUUAAUUAGCUUCUGGUUUGGACCUAUUGAUGGAAUUUGUGAAGAUGUUAAAAAAAAGACUAUUAAGCAGCUAACAGGCUAAUAACGACUCUCUUGAUUCACUAAUGUUUUGACUUGUAAAAAUUAACUCUUGUUUAAGAUUUUUAAUUGUAUCUUUGUAAUAAUAUGUACUUUGUUUGAAGAACGUGAAUAUUUAUAUUCUAUUCUAUUUUCUUGGUUGCA